GAAGCGCGGUCACCGGGAAAGCGCCGCGGCCGGCGGCGCUUCCCGGGCGCGAUGGGGCCGGUCCUGGCGGUUGGGGGCUGCCGCGAGGCCCGCGCUUGGUCCCUGCAAGGCGGCCCGCGGCCGAUGGGUCCGGGCCGGGCGGGGCCCAUGCUCAGCUCGGUGGCGGCGCCCGACUGCUGCGGGGGCCUCGGCAACCUGGACUUCAGGAAGGCAGACCUCUGCGUUAUGACCCGGCUGCUGGGCUACGUGGACCCCUCAGAACCCCACUUUGUGGCUGCAGUCCUCACCAUCGCUUUCAAUCCGCUCUUCUGGAAUGUGGUCGCGAGAUGGGAACAUAAGACCCGACAGCUGAGCAGGGCCUUUGGGUCCCCCCACCUGGCCUGCUACACCCUGGGCGGCGCCGUCCUGCUCCUGAACGUCCUGCGCUCCCACUGCUUCACGCAGGCCAUGCUGAGCCAGCCCAGGAUGCAGAGCCUGGACAACCCCUUGGCCUACCGCGUGGGCCUGGCACUCCUGGGAGUGGGCGGCGUGUUUGUCCUUUCCAGUUUCCUGGCUCUGGGCUUCACCGGGACCUUCCUAGGCGACUACUUCGGGAUCCUGAAGGAGGCCAGAGUGACCACGUUCCCGUUCAGCAUCCUGGACAACCCCAUGUACUGGGGCAGCACGGCCAACUACCUGGGCUGGGCCAUCAUGCAUGCCAGCCCCGCCGGCCUGCUGCUGACCACGGUGGUGGCGCUCAUCUACACGGUCGCCAUCCUGUACGAGGAGCCCUUCACCGCUGAGAUCUACCGGCAGAAAGCCUCCCAGGCCCACAAGAGGAGCUGACGGCCCGUGGCCACUCCGUGAGGGUCCCCACCUCGGGCUUGCCCAGAGCACACGCCCCUUGAGGGGAGGGGGAGAGCGGUGCCCGGCCUGGGCUGUCCAGUGCCUUGGAAACGUGGCUUGGGGGCCUGGAAGGCGCCGUGUGGCCCCAGAGCCCCCUGCCCUGCCACCCACCAUGUCCUGACCAAUAAAGGCGCCUGACCCCA
Messenger RNA from Balaenoptera acutorostrata (minke whale), 1028 nucleotides. It is a transcript of the gene PEMT, whose product is annotated as phosphatidylethanolamine N-methyltransferase. The record is from RefSeq and is a predicted model, not a curated record. The coding region runs from base 52 to 825 and encodes 257 amino acids. The transcript is spliced from 7 exons. Gene Ontology annotation, molecular function: phosphatidylethanolamine N-methyltransferase activity. Gene Ontology annotation, biological process: phosphatidylcholine biosynthetic process. Lineage: Eukaryota; Metazoa; Chordata; Mammalia; Artiodactyla; Balaenopteridae.